UUGAUUUUAGAAUGGACGUUUAAUGGCCAGUCAAGAAGUAUGAUCGAGAGUGAAAGCUCAAAUCUUCACACAACGUUUCGUGCAACGGAACUCGACACACAACAUGGGAGCCAAUCAGAGCGAGAUCGGGUCCGGCAAGUCUGACUCUGGCAAGGCAGACAUAGUCAGGAGGAUUAAGGCCAGACUCGCGUCGGUAGACAAAAGCAAGGCGCAGGCGCUGGGUGGAGUGUUCUUGUUCAACAUUAUUAAGGGCACCAGUGUAUAUAGCUGGACUCUGGACCUCAACAACGUGUCCGUCUACGAAGGCGAGCCCGAAGACGACCCUGACUCCACCUUCACCCUCACAGAAGCCAACUUCAAGACCCUGGUCAUGGGCAAGGAGGACGCGCGCCACGUUGUUCAGUCCGGUCGGUGCUCUGUCACUGGCGAUGUCAUGCGGGCGAUGCAACUUGAACCGUAUAUUAAGUUAGAAUAGAGCGCUUUUUGGCACGUACAAAACCUAUAGUACCUAAGUUCAGAGAGAAGUCCAGUUGAGUGCUUAAUGAUCACUGGCAAAUUGAUCCUAGCCAGCCAGGGCUUAAUGCUGCGGCCACAACAUAUGGGGAAUCAGCGAAUAUUCGUGAUGCCGCUUCCUUCUGCUCCUUCAUUUCUCUUGGUUAGCGAGAGCUAGACGCCAUCACGAAUAUUCGCCGAAUCCCGAUAUGUGUAGCCCUUAUGGCUCCUCUGCACGAUGGGUCAGCGCCGGCCA
Molecule: messenger RNA, 748 nt
Organism: Cydia fagiglandana
Lineage: Eukaryota; Metazoa; Arthropoda; Insecta; Lepidoptera; Tortricidae
Product: peroxisomal multifunctional enzyme A-like
Exons: 3
Coding region: 104-475 (123 amino acids)
Cellular component (GO): cytosol
Source: RefSeq, a predicted model, not a curated record